Bufo gargarizans (Asiatic toad) is the source of this 3665-nucleotide messenger RNA. It is a transcript of the gene GPHN, whose product is annotated as gephyrin. Gene Ontology annotation, molecular function: molybdopterin molybdotransferase activity. The record is from RefSeq and is a predicted model, not a curated record. NCBI's taxonomy places the organism in Eukaryota, Metazoa, Chordata, Amphibia, Anura, Bufonidae. Bases 16 to 2784 code for a protein of 922 amino acids. Gene Ontology annotation, biological process: molybdenum incorporation into molybdenum-molybdopterin complex; glycine receptor clustering; establishment of synaptic specificity at neuromuscular junction. Gene Ontology annotation, cellular component: cytosol; postsynaptic specialization; postsynaptic membrane. The transcript is spliced from 29 exons.
UCCGGCGGAAGGAAGAUGGCGGCCGAGGGCAUGAUCCUUACCAAUCACGACCACCAAAUACGUGUCGGGGUGUUGACAGUGAGUGACAGUUGUUUCAGGAACCUCGCAGAAGAUCGCAGCGGGAUAAACCUUAAGGAUUUAGUCCAAGAUCCUUCAUUAUUGGGCGGGACUAUAUCAGCGUAUAAGAUUGUGCCAGACGAAGUAGAAGAUAUUAAGGAAUCAUUAAUAGACUGGUGCGAUGAGAAAGAACUUAACCUGAUCCUAACAACAGGAGGAACUGGGUUUGCUCCAAGAGAUGUUACUCCAGAGGCCACGAAAGAAGUAAUAGAACGGGAAGCCCCAGGAAUGGCCUUGGCAAUGCUCAUGGGAUCCCUCAAUGUUACACCCCUAGGAAUGCUCUCUAGACCAGUUUGUGGAAUCAGAGGCAAAACUCUUAUCAUCAAUUUACCUGGGAGCAAGAAAGGUUCACAGGAAUGCUUUCAGUUUAUACUGCCAGCCCUACCUCACGCUAUAGAUCUAUUGAGGGACGCCAUUGUAAAAGUAAAAGAAGUUCACGAUGAGUUGGAAGACUUGCCAUCUCCGCCACCUCCACUCUCGCCUCCACCAACAACAAGUCCUCACAAACAAACAGAAGACAAAGGGGUGCAGUGCGAGGAAGAAGAGGAAGAGAAGAAAGAUAGUGGUGUUGCAUCGACAGAAGAUAGUUCAUCUUCACACAUAACACCAGCAACUAUUGCAGCAAAGACUCAUCCAUCCAUCAGACCCUCCUGCCAUUCUAAAGUUCACAAGAUCCCAGAACACAGUUGUUCCCACCAUUCUUCCAUCAAUGCAUCAGAAAUGACCCAUGCAAGCGUUAUUCAUCAAGAUAAAGGUCACAGGAUCCUAGAACACAGUUGUUCCCAUCAUGCUUCCAUCAGUGCAGCGGCAAUGAUCCAUCCACCCUGCACCAACCUUGCUGAAAUUAUGGCUAAAGGUCAUGCGCCUAUCCCGGGUGUCCGUAAGACUACAACCAGUGGUGAGGACCUGAUUCCAGAUUCCAUCAUUUCUCGUGGGGUGCAGGUACUACCACGAGACACUGCAUCACUCAGCACCACUCCCUCAGAAUCACCGCGGGCGCAGGCUACAUCAAGGCUUUCCACUGCUUCCUGUCCAACGCCAAAACUUCAUCGAAAACUGGAGAAUCUCAGAGAUCACCUUCAAGGCAAUGACAAAGGAUACUCUCUCCGAGUAAAUGCUCGGCUUCCUUCCUGCUCAUCCACCUAUAGUGUUUCGGAGCUCCACUAUAAAUUGGAAGGGCUUAAAGAUGAACUCAGGAGGAGUAGAGGCUGCGAAACAAGAGUCCAAUCCAGAUGUAGCAGCAAGGAAAACAUCCUUAGAGCCAGUCACAGCGCAGUUGAUAUCACUAAGGUAGCAAGAAGACACCGCAUGUCUCCGUUUCCGCUAACAUCCAUGGAUAAAGCCUUCAUUACAGUCCUGGAGAUGACUCCAGUUCUAGGGACUGAAAUAAUAAAUUAUAGAGGGAGCAUUGCCUGGUCUACAAGACUCCCUAUGCCAGCUUGGCGCUCUCCACAAGGAGAAAAUGAAUUCCUCCAUGCCUCCUCUGCCCCAAUUACAUUGUAUGGAAUGGGCCGUGUUCUUGCCCAAGAAGUAUACGCAAAAGACAAUUUACCACCGUUCCCAGCAUCAGUCAAGGAUGGGUAUGCAGUAAGAGCGGCGGAUGGCCCUGGAGAUCGUUUCAUCAUCGGCGAGUCUCAGGCUGGUGAACAGCCAACUCAGACAGUGAUGCCAGGGCAAGUGAUGAGGGUAACAACUGGUGCUCCAAUUCCUUGUGGUGCGGAUGCAGUGGUACAAGUGGAAGACACUGAGCUGAUCAGAGAGUCAGAUGAUGGGACAGAAGAACUGGAAGUCCGUAUAUUAGUCCAAGCCCGCCCAGGCCAAGAUAUCAGACCUAUUGGGCAUGACAUCAAAAGAGGGGAGUGUGUACUGGCCAAGGGAACACACAUGGGACCCUCCGAAAUUGGCCUGCUGGCAACAGUUGGAGUCACAGAAGUUGAAGUCCACAAGUUUCCAGUAGUUGCAGUUAUGUCAACAGGAAAUGAGCUCUUAAAUCCUGAAGACGAUCUUAUGCCAGGGAAAAUUCGUGACAGCAAUCGCUCUACUCUUCUAGCAACAAUUCAGGAACACGGCUACCCUACCAUCAAUUUGGGUAUAGUGGGAGACAACCCAGAUGACUUAUUAAAUGCCUUAAAUGAAGGUAUCAGCCGUGCUGAUGUUAUUAUCACUUCAGGGGGUGUAUCCAUGGGAGAGAAGGAUUACCUUAAGCAGGUGCUGGAUAUUGAUCUCCACGCACAAAUCCACUUUGGUCGAGUAUUUAUGAAACCAGGCCUGCCUACCACCUUCGCCACCUUGGACAUUGAUGGAGUUAGAAAAAUCAUAUUUGCACUCCCAGGCAACCCUGUGUCAGCAGUAGUUACCUGUAAUCUUUUUGUCGUACCAGCACUAAGAAAGAUGCAGGGAAUCCUGGAUCCAAGGCCUACAAUCAUCAAAGCCAGGUUAUCUUGUGAUGUAAAGUUGGAUCCUCGCCCAGAGUACCAUCGCUGCAUACUUACGUGGCAUCACCAGGAGCCACUGCCUUGGGCACAAAGUACAGGUAAUCAGAUGAGCAGUCGCCUGAUGAGUAUGCGCAGUGCCAAUGGACUGUUGAUGCUACCUCCAAAGACAGAGCAGUAUGUGGAACUUCACAAGGGAGAAGUGGUGGACGUCAUGGUCAUUGGAAGGCUAUGAUGACAAACGCAAGAGAGAAGCAAUUGAUGCAUGUCCACAUAUCAUUGACUGUAUCCUGUAAUAUGCAACGGCACAGCUAGUUUUUAUGAUUUGGAUAAAGUUGAUCAGUGUAGUCAACAUCUUGAACUAAAAUUUCAAAAAAUGACUGACUUUGAGGAGGAAAAAAAAAACUGAAAAAAAUAACCUUUUUUUUCCAAAAAAAAUUAUAAAAAAAAAAAGUUCUUAUAAAUCCUUAUUCUGAUUAUAUCAAGGCAACUUUUCCUUCAUUGCAAUUGCUUUGUGUGUUAAAAUGCUAGGUCUAAUAGCAGUAGCUUUUAGUAGACAGCAGUAGAUGCCUGCAAACGUUGUGUUUCUCUCAUCCUUAAAGUACAAAAUACUUAAGCUCUUAAUCAAGGCUGUCUGCUUACUUUAUACUAGCUUAGAUGACACUGCUGUUUCCCUUAUCAGUAUGCUUCAUAACCGCUUCACAAGAGAGCGCUGCUUGUUCUUUAUCUUGUAUAACGUGUUGAUGUGCACAGUGCCAAAAGCAAAAAGUGGUUGCGCCUGGAUCAAGACUCCCGUCUUCUUAACAAGGAGGAGAGACGUCCUGGCAAUCACUCCGCUCAGUACUAUUGGGCAGUAACUGAAUACCUUUUCUUUGAAAAAAAAAUUGCUUCCUUAAGUGCUGACAGCCUUUUUAACCAAUACAUUUAAAAAAAAUGUACAGAAAAAAAUAAAUCAAAAACUGAUCUUGUACAGAUUACAGUGUACCAGCAUUCAUGUGGAAAAAAAAGAAGCAAAGAAUCUAUUGAAGAACUCUGUACCAUAACAUUUUCUGUAAUGAUAUUGAAACAAGAUGAAUUAAAUCCUUGACCAUUAUUUAAAAAAAAGAAUAAAAUCUG